Alternaria atra is the source of this 1779-nucleotide messenger RNA. RefSeq lists its product as uncharacterized. The coding region runs from base 1 to 1779 and encodes 592 amino acids. Gene Ontology annotation, biological process: regulation of DNA-templated transcription. The transcript is spliced from 6 exons. The record is from RefSeq and is a predicted model, not a curated record. Lineage: Eukaryota; Fungi; Ascomycota; Dothideomycetes; Pleosporales; Pleosporaceae. Gene Ontology annotation, molecular function: DNA-binding transcription factor activity, RNA polymerase II-specific; zinc ion binding.
AUGAAGCUUGCCUGUCUUCGGUGCAAGCGUAAAAAGAUUAAAUGCGAUAAAGCGGAGCCGGUUUGUCACCAAUGCAUCGCUGCCAAAGAAGAAUGCCACUUCCAAGAUAAGGCCACCCCAGUCGCGACACCAACAUCAAAUAUCGAUAAUGCGAUGUUGGCGCUCAACGAGGCCCUCGAAGACCUUGGAAAGUUGAGAGUGCGUACUGAGGCGCUUAGUGUGGACUUUAAAAUAUCCCCGGCAGAGGCACGAUCUUGUAUAGACGGAUUCGUCAGCGUCAUGACCUCAAUGCUUGUCCCAGACGCAUUUGCCUACUCUGUGGUGGAUGUUGGGCUUCUUCGCGCGCUACCCGAGGUUCUUGAUUCUCCCUUUGUCAACAUCGAUCCUGGCGUGCGUGUAAUGUAUUACAAUGCAAUGUAUUAUGGAUUGCAGUUGAUGGACGGCCCAGGAGGGGACCGAACAAUAAAGGCUUAUAUGAAAGUUCUGGAGAGCGUACCUGCAUGGCUUGAGUCUCCGAACGACACAAUCAUGGACAUACAUACUGCGGCACUUUCAGCAUGGACAGCGAUGACCUCCCACGACUACCAACUAGCGUGGAAGUUCCAUUGCAAGGCCUGCCAGCACAUCAAAUCAACCGGCAUAGACCAGUUGGAUGUCGUACCAGCAAAGUCUUUUGAGGAAGAGAGCAAGAGGGAUACAGAGCGCUUUACGUACUGGUACAUCCUAUCUAUUGACACCUUCUUCCGCCUGUUCUAUGGGAAGCCGACAGUCUUGCGGUAUGUGCCAAACAGAGUUCGGCCACCACUACUCUUUCGUCCCGACAACAUGCAGCCUUCAGCUCUUUUAGUUAUGAUGAGCGUUAUGUGGGUACGGUUUACACUGUUGACAGUGGAACUGAUCAGCUACGUUGACAGUCACACUUCAUACGACCAGGACAGAAGCGUCGCCCAGAAAACCGAUGAGACAUGUGCUCAAAUGGAGGCACUCAUGGACGAGUGGAAACUGCACGAAUUGAUGAACGCGAAGGAUACCUCGGAUGACGUUCGCUGCCUUGUCGCCGAUCACAUUAUGAACAUCUACGCGACGAUAAUCGGGUUGCAGAGAUUGGUACGUCGUCACCAAGCAAGACCUGGGCCAGGAGAGUUCGCCCUCAGAGCCGCUCGACGUGUCCUGAACAUCAUCCUUGACUUCUACGCUGAGCCCAAUUUGAACGUCAAGUUCAAAAGCAUAACCAAUCAUUUCAUAACACUAUAUCCUUUCUGUGUCGUAUUCGCACUUUACGAGCACAUCCUAGCUUGCAACAGAACAGAAGAUUGCGAAAGCGAUAUACAAAUUCUCGAGAACAUCGGAGUUGCCAUGGCUCAAAGUGGGACACAGCGUCAAGACUUGGUGCCGUUCGAGAGGACGAUCAAUGCAUUGAAUCGGGUCUCACGAACCCUUCAAGAGGAGAGGCGCAAAGACCUAGUCUUUAGCGACACUAGCGAAAAUGUGACACAGGAGAUGGGCCUGCCACCGACAAGUUUCGAUACGAUUCAAAAUCUGAUGGCUAGUGAACUCCCAGACAUUGAUAUGUCGGCCUUGUCGUCAAUGCCUGACUAUACUGCAAACAUGGAAGGCGACUUCCAAUCUCUGGGAUUCUUUAGAGCACUGGAAAACGAUUUCGUUAUGCGAAACUGGCAGCCAGACUGGUGGGAUCUCGGUGGGGGAGCGGAUGUCGCAAUGAGCCAACUUCCAGAAGCGCAUCCACCAGACUUUAUCUACCACCCGCCAAACACAUGA